AUCAACAGAGAAGAAGCGUGCAGAACUUUGAACACAUCAUAAUAGUAUUUUUCUUGUUACGUUUAUGUUUUUAUGUCGAUUAAUAAUGUCGAGCUGGAAUAUGGGUCGUGUUAGCACGCUAAUCGCUGUGGCGUCAGGUGUAUCCGUGGUUUACCUCUUUCACUCAGUGUUUUACUCUUCUCACACUAUAUUUAAAACCCAAACUGUAUUUGAAUCCCAAACACACCUGCCAGGCUGUCUUUACCUCAUGACCAGAUACAUUUAUCAGUCUCUCCGAAAAAAACGAGGACAAAUGAGAAAAGACAAAGAAACAAACGACGAACUUGUUUUUACUGUGAUUAAUUGCAGGUAUGACGGCGUCUCUUUGAGGAGAUUCUGCAGUGUUUCCGGUUAUGGCUGGGAUUAUCCUGACAGUGUCUUCAGAGAUCUUCCCUUGUGUUUCCCUGAGUUUCUCUUCAAAAGGCUGAUCACCAUGAUUGUGUGCUCAGACAGAUUCCUACUGAGCCCUUCUGGUCUGCUGGUUGUCUCUGAGACUGUGAGUCUGACUGAGGCUGUGGAUGAGCUGAAGAAAGGGCCGUUUUCCCUGCAGGCCUUAGUGCUUGACUACAGGACUGCGAGUUCAGGAGUGGAGGUGGAUCUGACUUUAAGAGCAUCCAGGCAUCAGCGGCCCGUAUGGAGCAGCACACUGACUCUGCUGUCUCCUAGAAACACACACACACCUGAAGCUCAGCCUGACUUAAACAUCACACAUGAUCCUGCUUCAGAGAGGUGUCUCAGUCUGGCUGUUUCAUGGUCCAGCGCUGUGAGAUGUGCCUGGUUGUUUGAUGAUGUGUUUGGUUGGUGGAGGUUUAUCUGUCCCACUGCUCACCCGCUGUGGAUGUUCGCCAGGUGCAUGGCAGAGAUGGAGAAGCACAAAGGAGUUGAAGUGGUGAGAGCUCCUCUAACUGUGUCCGUCUGUUACAAACAGCCUGUGUGCUUCCCGAGGACAGUCAACAUCAGAGUCAGUGAAAACACUUCUGAAACCACAGCAUCGUUUUCAAUGGAGGAGCAGAGAACUGGGACCCUUUUCAUCUCGGGACAGAUAAAACGACAGAUCAGUGAGAAGGCCGAAUGAGGGUGAUUUUACAGACUUUACAGAAAAGAUGCUCAACACUUAAAGGAACUCCGCUUGUUUUGGAGCUAGGCUCAUUUUACAAGUCAUCUGGAGUUAAACAUUUGAGUUUUACCAUUUUAGCGCUUUUAGCUUAGCUCUGCAUAAAUUAAUGAAUCGGAUUAGACCAUUAGCAUUGUACUCAAAUAUGUAAAAAUGAAAAAAAAAAUUCAUUCAUUCAUUUUCUUUUGGCUUAGUCUUUGAUUUUAUCAGAGAUCGCCACAGCGGAAUAAACCGCCAACUAUUCCGGCAAAUGUUUUAUGCAGCGGAUGCCCUUUCAACAGUAACCCAGUACUGGGGAACACCCAUACACUCUUGUAUUCCCACACACACACACACACACACACACACACACACACAUUCAUACACUACAGCCAAUUUAGUUAGUCCAAUUCACCUAUACCGCAUAUCUUUGGACUGUGGGGGAAACCAGAGCACUCGGAGGAAACCCACGCCAACACUGGAGAACAUGCAAACUCCACACAGAAAUGCCAACUGAUCUACCCAGGACUCAAACCAGCGACCUUCUUGCUGUGAGGCGACAGUGCUAAACACUAAGCCACCAUGAAAAAGUUGCUGCUUACUAGGCUGAUAUUGCCAGGAAUUAUACUCUCAUUCUAGCGUAAUAAUUUAGUUUUUUGAGUGAGAUGCUAAUGGUCUAAUCCGAUUCAAUGAUCUAUGCUAAGCUAAGCUAAGUGCUCCCGUCAGACCUGGAGAUUGACUAAAUAGAUUAAAAAAUGGUAAAACUCAACUGUUUAACUCUAGAAGAGUUGUAAAAUGACCAUAUUUCCUUAAUGGUGUGAAGCCAACCUGGAGCACAAAUAGUCAACGCAAAGGUUUCAAUUUCCAGUGAAAGCAAAAACAGAUAAAAAUGAGUUCCUUCAGUACAAUAUACAGUAUAUUAAAAUUAAACCCCCAGUUGUGCUGUGUUUUGAGCCUUAGCAUCAAACGUGACAGUUCAUUUUCAUUUAUUUCAUUUAUUCAUUAAUUAAUUCGGAUUAGUCUCGGAUUUAUCAGGGGUUGCCACAUGAAAUGAACCCCUGACUAUUCGGGCCGCUACCCAGUAGUGGGAAACACCCAUAUACUCUCAGAUUUACACACACACUCAUACACUACGGCCAAUUUAGUUCAUCCAGUUCACCUAUACCUCAUAUCUUUGGACUGUGGGGGAAACCAGAGCACUCGGAGGAAGCCCACGCCAACACUGGGAGAACAUGCAAACUCCACACAGAAAUGCCAACUGAUCCACCCAGGACAAAAACCAGCGACCUUUUUGCUGUGAGGCGACAGUGCUAACCACUGAGCCACCGUGCUGCCCCAGUUUUGAUAAUUUUCCUAUUUAAAGCUUGACUAUUCUGUAGUCACAUUGUUUACUAAGACUGGCAGAAAAUAAAAAGUUGCUGCUUACUAGGCUGAUAUUGCUAGGAAUUAUACUCACAUUCUGGCGUAAUAAUUAGUUUUUUGAGUGAGAUGCUAAUGGUCUAAUCCGAUUCAAUGAUCUAUGCUAAGCUAAGCUAAAAGUGCUCCCGUCAGACCCGGAGAUUGACUAAAUGGAUUAAAAAAUGGUAAAACUCAACUUAAAACUUAAAAACUUAAAUAACUUAAAAACUGUUUAACUUAUUUAACUCUAGAAGAGUUGUAAAAUGACCAUAUUUCCUUAAUGGUGUGAAGCCAACCUGGAGCACAAAUAGUCAACGCAAAGGUUGUGGGUUCAAUUUCCAGUGAAAGCAAAAACAGAUAAAAAUGAGUUCCUUCAGUACAAUAUACAGUAUGUUAAAAUUAAACCCCCAGUUGUGUGGUGUUUUGAGCCUUAGCAUCAAAUGUGACAGUAUUUGAAAUGUAAUAAUAACAUUAAAUGUGGCUUAUUUUGGAGAA
Molecule: messenger RNA, 3025 nt
Organism: Danio aesculapii
Lineage: Eukaryota; Metazoa; Chordata; Actinopteri; Cypriniformes; Danionidae
Exons: 5
Coding region: 65-1114 (349 amino acids)
Source: RefSeq, a predicted model, not a curated record